Messenger RNA from Penicillium cataractarum, 1581 nucleotides. RefSeq lists its product as uncharacterized. Gene Ontology annotation, cellular component: membrane. Gene Ontology annotation, biological process: transmembrane transport. NCBI's taxonomy places the organism in Eukaryota, Fungi, Ascomycota, Eurotiomycetes, Eurotiales, Aspergillaceae. The transcript is spliced from 6 exons. The record is from RefSeq and is a predicted model, not a curated record. Gene Ontology annotation, molecular function: transmembrane transporter activity. Bases 1 to 1581 code for a protein of 526 amino acids.
AUGUCUUCAAGUGUCCAGGAGAUUCAGGACGAUGCGGCGCUCCUGUCCGCGCUGGGCUACAAACAGGAGCUCAAACGCCAAUUCUCCUUUUUCUCAAUGGCCGCCAACGCGGUCAUUACCGCCAGUGCUUGGACUGCGAUGAUCGGAUCUAUCAUUACAUCGAUCUAUAAUGGUGGCGCAUCUGGUUUGCUGUAUGCAUGGAUCGUCGAUAACUUCUUCUUCCUCUUUGUUGCUCUCUCCAUGGCCGAGUUGACCUCGGCCAUGCCCACUUCCGCCGGCGUCUAUCACUGGUCUGCAGCCUUGGCCGGCCCGAGGUUCGCGAAGCCUAUCGGCUUCCUAACGGGAUACUUCAACGUCCUGGGAUAUACACUGGGACUUGCAUCGCUAUACUCGGUCGCCGGUCUGGAAAUCACCGGCCUGUAUCAACUGUGGCAUCCCGAUUAUAAUAGUCAGCCAUGGCAGGUAUUUGUCGUAUUCGUCGUGCUCACUUGGUCUGCGGCGUUGUUCGUUCAGUUCGGUAACAAGAUCCUGCCCUUGUAUACCAAAAUUGGCCUAUUCGUUAACGUGGGCGUGUGGUUCGUCGUCGUGAUUUGCAUCGCCGCUCUUCCCAAGACGCACUCCACCAACUCAUUCGUCUGGAAGGAGUAUACCAAUAUGACCGGCUGGCCCACAGGUGUGAGCUUCAUCCUGGGUCUCGUAGGACCAGCCUUUGCCAUUGGAACUAUUGACAGUUCCACACAUAUGGCAGAGGAGAUCCCGAACCCAUCGAAGAACAUUCCCAAGACCAUUCUAGUUCAAUGGGGCUUCAUCGUCUUGAUUGCCAUCUUCUACUCGGCUGGCUCUCUCGACGCCAUCUUGAACUCGGCACCAAACUAUCCCGUCGCUAGCAUCAUGGCCCAGUCUUUCGACAACACGAACGCAGCCUUUGGGUGUGGCUUGAUUAUUUUCAUCGCCUCCUUGACAGGUCAAGUCGGCUUCCAAAUCGUUGCCGUCAGAAGUGUCUGGGCCUUUGCGCGUGAUGGCGCGCUCCCAUUCUCCGACUUCUUCUCAAAGAUUGACGAGCGCAGUGUGAUGCCAGCCAGAGCUAACAUUUUGAUUGCUGUCGUCACCACCGCUUUGGGUGCCCUAUAUGUCGCGUCAGUAACCGCCUUCAACGCCCUCGUCGCAUCCUACGCAGUCAUGUCCACCACCUCCUUCGGCUUCGCAAUCGGCGUCCACCUCUUUACCGGUCGCAAGCGAGUCGCACCGGGAUGGUUCCACCUUGGCGAUGGAUUCCUCGGCUUCUUCAUCAACGGCGUUGCCAUUGUCUAUAUCCUGGUUUCCAACGUGUUCUUCUGUCUGCCGUAUAACCGGCCACCGGUAGACGCGAAGUCGAUGAACUAUACUUCUCUGGUCUCGUAUGGAAUGGCCAUUUUGGUCGUUAUCUGGUGGUUUAUUGGUGGCAAGAGGUCAUACAAAGGGCCGAAGUUGUCUGGAGAGACUCAAGAAGCUCUUGAGGGAAUGGGGAUGGCUCCAAGGGCGCAUGGAGAGCAACAUGUUGAACGAGGUUCCGUGCGGCUGACGGAAAAGGAGAAAUCCUGA